Molecule: messenger RNA, 165 nt
Organism: Prorocentrum cordatum
Lineage: Eukaryota; Dinophyceae; Prorocentrales; Prorocentraceae
Source: the annotation of a GenBank genome assembly
GCGCACGCGCCGGGGCUCGAAGCGCCCGGCCAGGGCCGGCACGGCGCGCACCCAGUGCAGCCGCGCGGCCUCCGGCACAGGAGCGCCGGGGAAGCCGCGGACCUGGUGGCCGACGAUCGGCCCGAAGCGGAGGUCGGAGAGGCCGUCCGCCGCCCAGCGGAUGCU